AUUCUAUAAGUAGCAGGUGAACGGUUUCCAUUUUGCAGCGAAACAUCCUUCAAUGGCAAAUCUUUCUUUUACCCAAUAUUGCUUGUCCCUUUUGCUCAUCACUUCAUUAGCAGCUUCCUUCUUUACUCCUUCAUCUGCCCAAACUAAAUGUAACAUUAACUCUGUAUACCAACUAGGCGACUCCCUCGCCGACGCCGGUAAUGUCAUCCGUACACCCGGCGCUUCCAUUAUCUUCCGCGCCGACCGCUCUCCUUACGGCGAAACUUUCUUCAAAAGACCCACUGGUCGCUUCUCCAACGGCCGUGUCGUUACCGAUUUCAUUUCCCAAUCAUUCAAACUCUCCUUCCUCAAUGCUUAUUUAGACAGAAGUGCAUCUUUCACUCAAGGAGUAAAUUUCGCCGUUGCCGGUGCUACUGCCCUCGACACAUCGUUCUGGGCUGCUCGUAACAUUAAUUUGCCCACAUGGAACACACCGCUUUCGAAUCAAUUAAAUUGGUUCAAAUCACAUCUCCAAUCGACGUGUGGUUCGAGAUGUGCGGAGAGUUUGAAAAACUCGGUUGUAAUAAUGGGAGAAUGGGGAGGAAACGAUUACUAUAAUUGUUUCUUCCAGAGGAAGCAAAUCCCCGAAGUUAGAACGUAUGUUCCAUUUGUUGUUGCAGGGAUUAUGAGAGGCAUCAAAGAGGUGAUUCAGCUCGGAGCCACACGUGUGUUGGUUCCGAGUAUUUACCCUCUAGGAUGCCUCCCAUUGUACCUCACAUCGUUCCCUGAUAACAAUACAAGUGGUUACGAUCAAUUAGGCUGCUUGAGAAACUACAACGAUUUCGCUUCGUAUCAUAAUAGAUACGUGGUUAGGGCUAUAGCGAAUCUACAACGCCAAUUCCCCAAUGUUAGUAUUGUGUAUGGGGAUUUCUACGGUGCAAUUUUAUCACUUUUACGUAGCCCUGCUUCGUUUGGAUUUAACCAGAAUACGCUGCUUAGUGCGUGUUGUGGAACUGGAGGGAGACAUAAUUUCAACUUUAGGACUGUGUGUGGAGCAGCUGGAAUUAAUGCUUGUCCGAAUCCGGCACAAUACGUAAAUUGGGAUGGAAUUCAUUUGACAGAUGAAGCUCAUCGUCGUAUUACCGAUACUCUUGUCAAAGAUAUGUUGUCCAAAUUCAACUGUGUUGUUUAAUUGGGGGGGUAUUAGUUGGAUGCUUUUAAGUAUGUUAUCUUCUUCGCUGUGACGGGAAGAGAAUAAUUAAACUAAAUAAGAGGGAUGAUUUGGCUUUUGGACUAUAUUUAAUUUGGUUGAAAUGUGAAGAAAAAGAGAACAUAGUACUGAGUUGUUAGAAAAAUGUAUUUGAAGGUUUUUAGUUAUGUUUGGACAUUUGGAAAAUAAUUGAUACUUGGUGAAUAUUUCCAUCUUCAAA
Solanum dulcamara is the source of this 1409-nucleotide messenger RNA. Its product is annotated as acetylajmalan esterase-like. The transcript has a single exon. The record is from RefSeq and is a predicted model, not a curated record. Gene Ontology annotation, molecular function: hydrolase activity, acting on ester bonds. Bases 53 to 1171 code for a protein of 372 amino acids. NCBI's taxonomy places the organism in Eukaryota, Viridiplantae, Streptophyta, Magnoliopsida, Solanales, Solanaceae.